UCUUUCUUUCUUCUUCCCUUCCCUGCUCUGCUCUUCAUUGCAACUCCCGCAAACACCUUCCAACUCUCUCUCUCUCUCUCUCUCACUCUGCAAUUCAUACCAUAUGCACUCUCCUUCAUUACACAAUCUUUUCCUGUUGAUGAAUUGAAAUACCAAAUGCAUGCUACCUCUUUCACACCAACCAACAAUCUUCUCAAAUUGGAAACAAAUGUUCUAUUGACCAUGUUUGUGGCACCUCCUGAGCUUUAGAAGACAUGGGAAAGGAAUCCUCCCUGGAACUUCCUCUUUCUUGUUGUUUUUAAUAUAAUAUUCAGGCUGCGUUUGAUUUGCAUUUUGUAUGGUGUAGGGAUUUUAAUUUCAUGGUGAUGGAGGAGGAAUGACGAGUAUUUGAUCAUGGAAGAUGGUGCCUUCACGCCUAACACCAUGCUGUCGGAGUCGGACAGCCCUAUUGAUUUCAAUCUCAUGGAUCAACUCUUGUAUGAUGGAUUCUGGUUAGAGACUACUGAUGAAUCCAGCUUUUGGCACCCUUGUCCUACUUCUACUACUACUUCAACCGAUUUUACUUCAUCUUCCUUCGUCUUCCCUACUUCACACACUAAUAUACACACUUCAAAUACCACUCCACAUCAGGACACUUCCUUAAAACAAUCCCACAAAUCAGUUACUUUUGGUCCGCCAUCUCUUACUUACCCAUUAAUGGACGAUUUUUCUCAAAAUCAUCAACCCUCCCUUCCUUUAGUUUCUUCAAACCAAUCCACAAACUUUCUGGUCCAGGACACUCAAGUUAGCAGAAGGUUGUGGGUCGGACCCAACACAAGUCCAAUCCGCAAUGUCUCGCUAAAGAAGAGAUUGGUGCAGGCUAUCAACCACCUGAAAGAUUCUAUAAGGGAUAAGGAUGUCCUUAUUCAGAUCUGGGUCCCUGUCAAGAAAGGAGGCAGGCAAGUCCUCACAACGAAUAAUCAACCGUUUUCACUUAAUCCCAACUGCAAGAAUCUUGCAGAUUACAGGGAUGUUUCCCGCAGUUAUCAGUUUGCAGCAGACGAGGGCUCUAAGGAGUUUACUGGAUUGCCUGGACGUGUUUUCUUGAACAAGUUGCCUGAAUGGACGCCGGACGUUCGUUUUUUCAAAAGAGAAGAGUAUCCACGUGUGAAUCAUGCUCAACAGUAUGAUGUUAGAGGAUCACUUGCACUUCCAGUUUUUGAACAGGGGAGUGGUAAUUGCUUGGGGGUUGUUGAAAUCGUGACAACUAGUCAGAAAGUGAAUUAUCGCCCUGAACUUGAAAAUGUCUGCAAAGCGUUAGAGGCUGUUGAUUUGAAGAGUUCUGACAUUCUGAAUCCUCCCAACAUAGAGGACCGCAACGAAUCUUACCAAGCUGCACUUAUGGAGAUCAGAAAUGUCCUGAAAUGUGUCUGCGAUACCCAUAAGUUGCCUUUGGCACAGACGUGGGCUCCUUGUGUUCAACAAGGUAAAGGUGGCUGCCGGCACUCAGACGAGAAUUACACACAAUGUGUUUCAACAGUCGACACUGCCUGUUAUGUCGCUGAUCAACAAGUUUCUACUUUUCAUGAGGCAUGUUCUGAGCACCACUUGCUCAAAGGCGAAGGUGUUGCUGGCAAAGCUUUCCUAACAAAUCAACCGUGUUUUGCUGAGGACAUAACAGCUUUUAGCAAGACAGAGUAUCCUCUCGCACAUCAUGCUCGGGUGUUUAACUUGUGUGCUGCUGUAGCAAUACGACUCAGAAGUACAUAUACUGGGGCAGCUGAUUUUGUUUUAGAACUCUUCUUGCCGCUAAAUUGCAAAGAUGUUGAAGAUCAGAGGUGGAUGCUUGACUCAUUAUCAUCUGUUAUACAACGAACUUGCCAGAGUUUACGUGUAGUUACGGAUCAGGAGUUGGCUCGGGAAACAUCAGGCAGAGGAAUAGCUGGUAAAUCAGAUGGUGAGAAUCACCCAAGGUUGGUAACUUCUCCUUCCGAAGAACCAUCUCCUGUUGCUUCGUCUUGUAUCAGGCACGUGGUCGAUUCCCAGCACAAGGGAAAACGAAUUGCUGCUUCUUUGGGUCAUCACAAAGAGGAACUGGGGGAAUUCAAGGUGACAACCCAAUGGGAUAACUCAGGGUCGGACUUCCAUUAUUCGCCAGCUUUUUCAGAGCAUGAGCAGCCCCAGCAGGACUCGGGACCUAAACCAAGUGGUGAUGUUACUGGAAAUUUUUUCUUGGCUGGUGGGGAUCUUCCUGUAGGUCCUAAAACAAAUCCUGAGAAGAGAAGGACAAAGAUUGAGAAGACUAUUAGCCUGCAAGUACUUAGGAAGUAUUUUGCGGGGAGCCUAAAAGAUGCUGCCAAGAACAUUGGAGUGUGUCCGACUACCUUGAAAAGAAUAUGCAGGCAGCACGGAAUAACUCGAUGGCCUUCUAGAAAGAUCAAGAAAGUUGGUCACUCAUUGAGGAAGCUUCAACUUGUGAUAGAUUCAGUACAAGGUGCUGAGGGUUCUAUUCAGCUGCAGCCACUUACAAAUGUCAGAGAUAAUGAUCAGCUGCAACAGGUGAAUACCCAGCCUGUAGGCACCUUGAUAAGUCCUGUAACCACUGCUUCAAAAUCACCUUCUUCCUCUGGCAGCCACAGUUCAAGUUCAAGUUACUGUUGUUCUACUGGGGUGAAGCAGUCAUCUUUCCCUGUAACUGGAUCCAGUAGUGGAGAAGCUUUAUCAGCAGAACACACUGGAGAGAUGCUAAAGAGAGCACGUAGUGAUGCAGAAUUGCAUGACUUGGGCCAAGAGGAAACAAAGCUUUUAGUUCGAUCAUACAGCCAUAAGAUUUUCAGUAACCAUGCUCCCAAUGAGACUCCACAGGUGCCUAAAAAUAGCAGCAAGGUAUAUGAUGUGGGUAUGUUUAGAGUAAAAGCUACUUUUGGGGAAGAAAAGAUCCGUUUGAGUCUGCAACAACACUGGGGUUUCAUAGACUUACAGCAAGAGGUCUUUAGGCGUUUUAACUUAGACACUAAAAGCAGUAGAUUUGAUCUAAAAUAUCUGGACGAUGACUCAGAGUGGGUGCUUUUGACUUGUGAUGCUGAUCUUGAAGAAUGUAUAGAUAUACACAGAUCGUCCAAGAACCGAACAAUUAAACUGUCCCUCAAUCAAGUCUAUAAUCCAAGUCUCGGAAGCUCAUUUGGUAGUAAUGGCCCAUAUUAAAGGUGACUUUUACAACAAAAUAAGUAUGUUUCUUGUGUCUUGAAGUUGGAUCACUUCAAAGGGAUGACAAGCUGUUUUUGUUCCCUCCUUAACGGGUGUCAGAAAGUUCAGGACGUAGUAAUGCUUGCUCAAUGAAUGGCUAUGUUUACAGCCAUCUGCCAUAUUUGUAGAUCAGUUGAAGUGGGACAGGUAUUGUAGCGCUAUCUUUUUUGGGUGCUAAGGUCAGAUUUAUUUUGGAGUGUUCUUCUCGUUUGUAUAAUUAUUUGUAGUAACGUCAUUGACACAUUUACGUACCAUACUAUGUACAAAGAUUUCCAUUAA
Sesamum indicum (sesame) is the source of this 3504-nucleotide messenger RNA. Its product is annotated as Plant regulator RWP-RK family protein. The record is from RefSeq and is a predicted model, not a curated record. Lineage: Eukaryota; Viridiplantae; Streptophyta; Magnoliopsida; Lamiales; Pedaliaceae. Gene Ontology annotation, molecular function: protein binding; DNA-binding transcription factor activity.